GUGAUGAAUGAGGUGCCACAUGGACUCGCCACAAUUGAUAAAAGCACCUCCACUCUGGACCUCCACCUCAGAGAGUCCCUUCGUGAUGACACACCGAUGACCCCUCGACCUCUCUUGAACCUCACAUCUCAUUGAGCCAAUCAUAAGAAGAACGCAGAGGAAAGCCUCACACUACCACCAUUUCUUCGUCUAUUCUGAACAAACUCGGCAAGAUGUCUCGUGCUGCCGUACACAGUUGCACCCUCAACACGGGGGCAAAGAUGCCAGCUGUCGGUGUCGGCUGCUGGUUCCAACGACCUGUCGAAGCUGAGAAUCAGGAAACCUAUGAUAUGGUGGCCAACGCCCUCAAAUACGGGUACAGGCAUAUCGAUACUGCCUUUGGAUAUGGGAAUGAACAGGCCGUCGGCAAGGCGGUCAGGGACAGUGGAAUCCCUCGCCAGGAGAUCUUUGUCACUACAAAGCUGACCAACUCUUAUCAUGGGAAAGUCCAGCAAGGGUUCGAGGAGUCGUUCAAGGCAUUGAACAUUGACUACAUUGAUCUCUUCCUUGUUCACUGGCCUCAGGGUGAAGAUCCCGAAACGGGCAAGACGAUCCCCAAGGGACAAUCACCUACAUUUGUUGAUACCUGGAAGAACAUGGAGAAGCUCGUUGGACCACGAUGUAAGGCCAUCGGGGUCUCAAAUUUCAGCGUGAAGAACCUCGAGAUCCUCCUGAAGGAGGCCAAGGUCGUUCCUGCCGCUAAUCAGGUCGAAUCUCACAUUUACUUGCCUCAAGCUUCGCUUGACAAGUACUGCAAGGACAAGGGGAUCGUCCUGACCGCUUACUCGCCUUUGGGUCAACCGGCCUCUGGCAAGUCUUCUCCAAUCCUUGAUGAACCGCUUGUCAAGGAGCUCGCGAAGAAGUACGACACACAACCCGGCACGAUUCUCAUCUCUUGGGUUGCCCAGAGACCCAACUGGAACACCGUGCCCAAGUCAUCCAACCCCGCUAGACUCAAGGCAAACUUCGAGAUUGUCAAGCUUGAUCAGGCUGAUCACGACGCCCUCUCUGCGAUCCACAAGGAAUCAGGCAAGACGACGUCUCUGGUCGACUACGCCGAGAAGAUGAAAAAGGAGCGAGUGGUCUUUGGUUGGAGCGUCGAGGACAUGGGAUGGGAGAACCUCGACUAGGUCCGUCCAUUGUAGCAUAACACCAAUUGCUGUAGAUACUGUCUAUAUGCACACCACGCCGUCAUCAGCC
Messenger RNA from Kockovaella imperatae, 1239 nucleotides. RefSeq names its product Aldo/keto reductase. Gene Ontology annotation, cellular component: cytosol. The record is from RefSeq and is a predicted model, not a curated record. Lineage: Eukaryota; Fungi; Basidiomycota; Tremellomycetes; Tremellales; Cuniculitremaceae. The transcript is spliced from 8 exons. The coding region runs from base 213 to 1169 and encodes 318 amino acids. Gene Ontology annotation, molecular function: aldose reductase (NADPH) activity.